CUAUCGGGGCCACGGUCACUACUACUUAUACAGUCUGUCAUCAAUAACACACACAAAUACAUUUGCCACUGCUGUCAAACGUGCGGCUUGUCAUAAUGUGUUUUAAAUUGUGAAUUUAGUAUUUAUUUAAGAUUAAUGUGAAAAGUGUUGAAAACAUUCAUAAUGAAUAUUAAAGCGGCCCUUGCCAUUGGCAUGGUAUUUGUGGGAUGUUGCUCCAACGUGGUGUUUUUGGAGCUGCUCGUGAAAGAAGAUCCCGGUGCUGGUAAUUUGGCGACGUUCCUCCAAUUCCUGUUUAUAGCCGCCGGCGGAUUUUGUACCGUCGGCAAAUUCGGUACAGCCAAGAGGCAUAUACCAUUCAAGAAGUAUCUAUUACUCGUCGGAUUCUUCUGGACGAGCAGCGUAGCGAAUAAUUAUGCAUUCGAUUUCAAUAUAUCGAUGCCACUCCACAUGAUAUUCCGAGCUGGCUCACUCAUGGCCAACAUGGCAAUGGGUGUUUGGAUAUUGAAGAAGCAGUAUCCAGUUCUGAAGUACUUAGCGAUCUUCAUGAUAUCCGCCGGUAUAGCUAUAUGCACGAUACAAUCCAGCGGAGAGGUGAAGGCGCCGCGAGAGACUCACGAGGACGCCGCUGAGGAAGAAAAGUUAAAGUUCAUUGAUUGGCUGUGGUGGUGCCUGGGGAUAGGGAUUCUAACGUUCGCGUUAUUUAUAUCAGCUCGUAUGGGAAUAUUCCAGGAGUCCCUAUACUCCAAGUUCGGGAAGCAUCCAUGGGAAGCGUUAUACUAUGCUCACUUAUUGCCUCUAGUCAUAUGGUUGCCCACCGCCCCGAACCUGAUAAGCCAUAUCAAGUUGGCUAUGGAUACUCCACUAGUCGAUUUCCUCGGAUUCUCUUUACCCAGACAAGUUCUAUGGCUUAUUUUAUACGUCCUCACUCAAGGACUGUGCAUUAGCGCGGUUUACGUUUUGACUACGGAAUGUGCGUCCCUCGUUGUGACGUUAACGGUCACGUUACGUAAAUUCGUUUCCCUGAUCUUCUCUAUACUGUACUUCAGGAAUCCAUUCACGUUCGGCCAUUGGAUCGGAACACUGCUAGUUUUUAUCGGAACAAUGAUUUUCACUGAGCUAUUGCAAAAGUUCGUAUACCUAUUUAUACCUAAAGAUAAGAAAAAGGUGCAGUAGGAAUAAUGAAAUAGUUAAUUUUAUACUAAUUAACAUUUUCGAGAAUAUAACACAUUUAUACGAAAUAUAUUCAGAUUCAACAUAUUGGAAAUAAUAUGUCGAUAUAUGAAAAUCAAUUACCAGAACAAACUCGCAUUAUGAAUUUAUAUUAAACUGAAUGAUAUAAUUAUAUCUUUUUUUAUUUAUUAUACGUGAAAUCAAAAUUUCGUUGCCGUGUUCCGCGUUCUCAUUGAAGUACAUUGUUAAUAUUAAGAUAACUAAUUAGAGCAAGUAUAGCUGUACUUAGCCGUGACUUGCAUUUAUCAAGUUAACUAUGAAGGUCGUAUAUAAUUUAUAGAUAAUAUAAAUCUAUAAUGAAUUUUGACUUUAAUGGAGGAAAUUCAUUAUUAAUAGAUAAUUUAUAAAAAAAUAUCUGUUUUAAAUGUACAAAUAGAUGCGCAGUUCUUGUUAUGAUUAGAAUGAUAAGCUUCAGAUAAAAGCCCGUUUGAACAUUGGCAGACAAAUGAUGGAUCAUGGCGUUAGGUGGUAAUAAAAUUAAAAAAUAAAAAUGACGCCAACCUGGAGUUGGACAUUGUUGGAGCAAUGGAUGAAUGGAAUUUCGCAUUCAAAACUUGUUUUUGUUUUCUAACACACAAAUGUUUUCAGAUUAUUAUAAAUAUUGUACAUUUUUAUUAUUUAUAUUUUAUACUUUUAUUAUUUUGAAUGAAAUAAAAUUUAUAUAUUUAUUGUUAAAAAAAAUUAUGUUCAUAAAUGAAAAAAAAAAAUGUAAUGUUAUAGCAUUUGUUUUUUACUGACAGUUGUGUGAAAUAAUUGGUUCUGCUUUUUUACAGUAGUGUAAAUAACGCGUCGGUGAAUUGUGUAAUAAAGUUAAUGUGAUGAAUAAAA
Molecule: messenger RNA, 2058 nt
Organism: Danaus plexippus (monarch butterfly)
Lineage: Eukaryota; Metazoa; Arthropoda; Insecta; Lepidoptera; Nymphalidae
Gene: Efr
Product: UDP-xylose and UDP-N-acetylglucosamine transporter
Exons: 2
Coding region: 163-1173 (336 amino acids)
Biological process (GO): transmembrane transport
Cellular component (GO): Golgi membrane; endoplasmic reticulum membrane
Molecular function (GO): UDP-N-acetylglucosamine transmembrane transporter activity; UDP-xylose transmembrane transporter activity
Source: RefSeq, a predicted model, not a curated record